Dujonia railenensis is the source of this 1848-nucleotide messenger RNA. The record is from the annotation of a GenBank genome assembly. NCBI's taxonomy places the organism in Eukaryota, Fungi, Ascomycota, Pichiomycetes, Serinales, Debaryomycetaceae.
AUGGCUCCGAAAAGAAAAAGAGAGUCUCCGCCGGCCAAGCUAAAAUCUAAAAAGCAAAGAAAGAGACAAAGCAAAGCUGUAGAGCAAAACUCCAUUGUUCCCUCUGGUAAUCAAUUUGGAGCGCUACCAGGCAGUGAGAACGAUUCUGAUAGUGAUGAGCAGUAUGACUUUAAAGGGCCCGUGGGAGGAGAUGUAGUACUUGUGGAAUCUGAAGAUGAAGAUGAAGAUAGGUCUGACAUUGUAAUAGAGUCCGAUGAGCAUGAUGCAGAAGAAGAUGUUGAAGGUAUAGAUUCAGGUAACAUUGGUAAUGGCGAAGUUGGAAAGGUCUAUAAUGAACUUGCCAAAAAUCAAGACUUUAUUUCGUUUGAUUUUUCAUCGUCUGAAGAAGAAAAGGAAGAUGGUGAAUACUACCUGGAUGACGGAAUAAUAAGUAACGAUGAAGGAAACAUCCAUAGGUCAAGUACACCAAAAUCCUUAUACCCUUGGAUCAAAGACCAUGACCACUCCAAACAGAAAGAGAUUGCAGACUGGCUCACUAAGGAGAUGAAAGAUUUUGUAAACUAUAUAUCACCAUCAAAGAGGGAGAUUGAAACUCGUAACAACGUAGUCCGUCAGCUUAAGAGCCAAAUCGCUAAAUUUUGGCCAGGAACAGAAGUUCAUGUAUUUGGAUCAUAUGCCACAGAUUUAUACUUGCCAGGUUCCGAUAUUGACAUGGUGAUAACGUCACAACUGGGAGACCUAGAGCAAAGAUCUAGACUUUAUCAACUUUCUUCCUUCUUGAGAACCAAGAAAUUAGCGAAGAACAUUGAAGUUAUUGCAAAAGCGAAGGUGCCCAUCAUUAAAUUUGUAGAUCCCAAGUCUAAUAUCCACAUUGACGUUUCCUUUGAAAGAACGAAUGGUAUAAUAGCAGCUAGAAAAAUUCGCAAAUGGCUUGCUACCACCCCAGGUUUGAGGGAGUUGGUGCUUAUAGUUAAACAAUUUUUAAGAUCAAGAAAGUUAAAUAACGUCCAUGUUGGAGGACUCGGUGGUUAUCUGACAAUUAUAAUGUGUUACCAUUUCUUAAAGCUUCAUCCUAGGAUAUCUACUGGUAGCAUGUCUAUUUCAGAUAACUUGGGCUCUCUUUUAAUUGAAUUCUUUGAAUUGUUCGGUCGUAAUUUCUCGUACGAUGAUCUUAUAUUAGCUAUCGACGAUGAAACAGACUUACCUAGAUACCUCAAGAAGAGAAAGCAUCCGUUGUUGAAUACUGCAAGAAACUCUUUUGCUAUUACAAUCCAAGACCCUUCAGACCCUUCCAAUAAUAUUACUAGAUCUUCAUAUAACUUGAGGGAUUUAAAGAAGGCGUUUGGUGGAGCCUAUCAAUUACUAGUAGAUAAAUGUUAUGAAUUACAUGCUGCACUGUACAAGGGAAGAAUUGGGCAACUGAUUCUUGGAGAUAUUAUCAAAUAUAGAGGAGAGGAAAGAGAUUUCAAUGAUGAUAGAGACAAGGUCACAAAUCAUGCGCUCAUUAAUCAUGAUGACGAUGCAGUCGAGGAAGACGAAGAACUGGAUGGUGCCGACGGAAACGAUAAAUACUAUUAUUCAGACAUGACCGUUGAGAGUGAGGAUGACACAACGUUUGUUAAGGAAGCACCAAUUAAUACUACAGCUAAAGCUCAAGGUGGUGGAAAGAGAGCUAUUGAAUUAAUGAGUGUUUUAGAUUCUGAAAAUGAUGAUGAAGAGGAAGUUGUUGACGAAUUAAAGAGCGAUAGUAACGAAACUAAAGGUCCAGCAUUGCCUACAAAACCAAAAACCAAUCUCGAUAAAGAUAUAAAACGAGAUUAUUGGAGACAAAAGGGUUUAGAUUUAUAG